Messenger RNA from Solanum dulcamara, 3525 nucleotides. Its product is annotated as DELLA protein RGL1-like. Gene Ontology annotation, molecular function: DNA-binding transcription factor activity; sequence-specific DNA binding. Gene Ontology annotation, cellular component: nucleus. The transcript is spliced from 2 exons. Bases 205 to 1953 code for a protein of 582 amino acids. The record is from RefSeq and is a predicted model, not a curated record. Gene Ontology annotation, biological process: regulation of DNA-templated transcription. Lineage: Eukaryota; Viridiplantae; Streptophyta; Magnoliopsida; Solanales; Solanaceae.
UUCAGCUUCAUACUCCUCCUUCAAUCUAAUUAUUUCUUUGCUACAUCUAUAAACCCUUCUAAUAAAUGCAUGUUACCACAGCCAUCAAAAGAACAAUAUAUACCAAGAAGUUAACUGCAUGGUGCUGAUUUUCAGACUCUACUCCUGAAGCUAUAGAGUUCAUUCGGGGCUACUUCGUUACGAAUUUGUCCUGGAAUUGGGACCAUGGCUAACAUCUCGAUCUCUAAUGAUAAUUUUAGUGAUUUCCAGGAUGAUCAGUUUCAUCUUAAAGGAUAUGAGAGAAGUGAAUUAGUGGUCAAUGGCGUCGAAGAUCCUUGGUUUGAACAUACAGAUUGUGUAGACAUUGAUUCUCUGUACUCCAUGUGUGGCCUUCACAAUGAAGAGAAUACAUCUGAUGAACAAGUUACAACCAACUUAUUGGAAAAUCAACAACAAAGUCUAUCAGAUUGGACGCAAAAUCAUUUCCCUACCAGCAUAGUCAUGCCCUUGCAACCGGUCCAAAACCAAUCCACUAUUGAAGCACCAAAGAAUGAUUAUUUCCAGCCUCAAGUACCAGAACCUGGCACCUCUAGCAAUGAAAAAUCAAAGACGUUUCCAUUAGCAUCUUUGGAGCUACUGAACAAUUAUGGCAGACUAAGCAAGAAAUCGAGUGAGGAAAACUUGAGCACUAAUGCACUAAGCUGUGAGGCUCGCUUAGGUAACAGCCACAAGUUGCCAAUGGAAAUCUUGAGGGUUGCUGGAGAAAGGUACAUACAGUACUCCACCCAAAGGCUAGAUGGUCUUUCUACGUCACUCUCAGGACUUUGUAUGGAGGGAACAAGGGACGUGGAACUUGUCCACCUUCUCCUAGCUGCAGCAGAAGAAGUGAAUAACCAGAAAUUCCAUGUAGCUAGCAAAUUGAUUUCUCGUUGUAUGUGGGUGGCAUCUGAUUCAGGUAAUCCAGUCCAGAGACUUUCUUUCUAUUUUGCUAAAGCUUUAAAAGAAAGGAUUGAUCGAUCAACUGGAAGAUACACAUGUACGGAUGAAGAUCGCCACCCCAAGUAUAUAAAAAUUAUGUCAUUAGGUACCAACUCUGCAUUCUUGACCUGCCACCAACUAAUCCCCUUCAAUCAAGUGAUGCAAUUUGCAGGAGUUCAAACAAUUGUUGAAAAUGUCCGAAGCGCAAAAAAGAUCCAUUUGAUUGAUUUUAAUAUCAGAAGUGGAAUUCAGUGGACAGUCUUGAUACAAGCACUUACAGAAAAAGGUGACAGUCCAAUUGAGCUUCUUAAGAUAACUGCAGUUGGAAGCACAGAAAAAGAGAACAUAGAAUUCACAGGCAACACAUUACACAGUUUCGCCAAGUCCUUAGGUCUGGCAUUUUCAUUUGAUAUAGUUUUUGUCUCGGACAUGAAAGAUUUCAAGAAAGAGUCGGUCAAUAUUAAAACAGAUGAGACUGUAGUUGUUUAUUGUAACUCUAUACUAAGGACUAUGCUACCGAGACCAGAUUGUUUGGAUAAUUUGAUGAAAGUAGUCAGAAGUAUUAGACCAACAGUUAUUGUUGUUGGCGAAGUCGAAGCAAACCAUAAUUCCCCAUCAUUUCUAAACCGCUUUAUUGAGACACUUUUCUUUUACGGUGCAUUUUUUGAUUGCUUUGAGGACUGCAUGGAUCGAGGCAGUCCAUGUCGAACAACGAUUGAAGGGGUGUAUUUUGGUGAAGGUAUUCGGAACAUUGUGGCGGCUGAAGGUGAGGACAGGUUCACCAGGAAUGUGAAGCUUGAAGUAUGGAGAGCAUUCUUUGCAAGGUUUGGUAUGGUGGAAGAAGAGCUAAGUGAGUCAGCUUGGUAUCAAGCUCAUCUAAUUCUCAAGCAAUUUGCCCAAGGCAGUUCUUGUGAUCUUCACAAGGAUGGGAAAGGCCUCAUUAUUGGGUGGAAAGGAACACCAAUUCAUUCCCUAUCCAUUUGGAAGUUCUUGUAAGAAAACAACUUUCCUUGAGUAAACAAAUAGGAUGCUUACUUUCUCAGUUCAUUUGUACACCACCAACGGACCAUAAGGCAUCUCCAAGCUACCUAAAUCUAGAUUUUUGACCUUAAACUCAUAUUUCUGGGAUAGAGGUGCUCGUAGUACCUGCUGUUCACCCUUCCUCCUUUUUUUGGGAGCACCUUGUGAACAAAGAGUGGGCAGAAGAAACGGAGGUCCUCAUUUAGAGUUGCAUACUUUAAGCAGUGCAGGAGACUGGGGAAUGGGUUGGUUAAUUACUACUUCUAUCCCUUUAGAUCGAGGAUGUUAACCACAGAAUUACAAUAGACACCUGGAUUAGGCCUGAAAAAAGCAAGAGAAAAAUUUGAAGUCCUAUGGUGUCAAAAGGUAUAACCUCAUCACAAGUGUCAUGCUUCUGGUUUAUCCUUUUACCGAAAAAAUUCCCCUAGUGAAUUGAUUUUAAUGAAUUUCUUACUGAACGGGAUAUAAACUUUGGGAAGAUUUCAGUCAAUUUACUAGACUGGAGGUGGGAAAUGGAGAAAAAAUAGAUUCUGGACAGAUUUGUGGGUUGGUGAUGAAUGUCUAAAAUAUAAGCUUCCUACUCUAACUGCCCAACUAAAAAGGUUGGUAGUAUUGCUGAAUUUCAUUCUAAAUCUGGUUGGCAGCUAAGGUUCCGGAGGAAUUUGAAUGAUUGGGAGAAGAAGAAUUUUGGCAGUUUCUUCAACAAUUGGGAUCAGUUUAUAUUGAUCAGAGUGGACAUCCUGAUAUGGCUGUUAAGUAAAGACGAGAAAUUUUUCAAGUUAAGAAUUGCUAUAGUAUGUUGAUAAAGCAGCCAGGUCAGAGGGAUAAUUCUUGGCCUUGGAGGAUGAUAUGGAAGACAAAAGCUCCUAUUAAAGUAGCAUGUUUUGGAUGGUUUGCAACAUAGGGGCAUGCUUAACUCAAAAUAACUUGCAGAAGAGAGGUUUUGACCUAUGUAGUAGAUGCUACCUGUGUCAAGAAGAUCAGGAAGCAGUUGAUCACCUUUUUAUUUUAUUAUUUUGAUGGGUACAUAAUAUAUUGUAUAAAAUAUUUGCACUAAGCCAGUGCAACAGGCGUAAUUACAAGUUGUUCAAAUCAGCAGCAUUGAGCACCUUUUUCUCCACUGCAGAUUUUCUAGAGAAUGUUGGGAGUUAUUCCUAAACCUUCGUGGUAUUACAUGGCUGAUGUCUCAGAAUGUGAAAGGUUAACUGGAAGGAUGGCAGUGGCAGGUGAUACCAAAAGAGAUAAAGCAGAGAACUAUUCCAUUGAGCAUCUUAUGGACAAUAUGGCUGGAGCUGAACAAGGCUUGCUUUGAACGACAGAGAACUCACAUUUUCUAGAAUUAAGAACAGAGGUUUACAAAAUUUGUACUUUUGGUGUAAAAGUAGCUUAGUGGAUAGUUUGAACCAGUAUAUGGAUUUCUUCGUUUUGCUAGGAAGAAGAGUGUAGUAGGCUGCUUUUUGUUCUAUGUUUUUUUUUUCUUUUCUUGUACCAUCUUGGUAUCAUUUAAUAAAAUCUUUACCUCAUCAAAUAAACAAAAGGUAACCCUGA